Myzus persicae (green peach aphid) is the source of this 976-nucleotide messenger RNA. Its product is annotated as UPF0587 protein C1orf123 homolog. Lineage: Eukaryota; Metazoa; Arthropoda; Insecta; Hemiptera; Aphididae. The record is from RefSeq and is a predicted model, not a curated record. The transcript has 6 exons. Bases 344 to 742 code for a protein of 132 amino acids. Gene Ontology annotation, molecular function: zinc ion binding.
ACAAAGAUCAUAGCUAAAUAUACAAGCAUUGGCAAAGACUAUAUAUAUUAAGAUUUUUCAGAGAAGAGAUCUAAUUCUAAAUUCUAAUGCAUCAGCCAUCAAGGUGGAAUACUGAAGUAUUAGAUCUAUAAAUAAAGGUAUGUAAGAUCGAAUUUUAAAAUUUGGAAAAAACCAAUAGAACAUUGCAAAACUUCAAUAUUUACUGCAGUACUACAUCUGAGGCCACAGAACAAUAGCGCGGCCCGUGGCCGUUUCACUGUGCUAUUUUUUUGAAGAUCGCAUUACAGAUUAAAGCAAAUUUAGAAAAUGUGACCGACUUAACACCUGACGGAGAAGACUUUCGAUGUUUCGGUGUACAAAUUGUGGUGAAGAAUCUGACAAAUGGAUAUACUUAUCUCAAGAUAUAACAGUCCCAAUGAAAGGAAGUAGAGGACAUGCACAUUUAGUUACUAAAUGUAAAAUGUGUUCAAGGGAUAGUUCAUUAGAUAUUUUAUCAGAUACUAUUUCAAAGUAUACAAUAGAAGAUUCAAAUAAAUUUAAAAGUAUUGUCACAUUUGAUUGUCGUGGUAUAUCAAUCAUUGACUUUUCACCUAGAAACGGGUUUAAGUGUUGUGGAAUUGAAACAAACACUAAAUUUGAAGAUAUCAAUUUGGAAGAAAAAGAAUGGGUAGAUUAUGAUGAAAGACAGAACCAGCCUGUUGGAAUUUAUGAUGUCCAAUAUCAGUUUGUAACCACCAAAUAAAUUUUUUGUUGUCUUAUAAACCAUAAUUAAGAUGUAAAUUUAAUAUUAAUGAAAUCAUGUUAAAAAAAAACUAAGUUUGAUCCAUUUAUUUAAUGUCUAAUAAAUUCAGGAACAUAAAAAAUAAUAUUAAAAAAAUGACUAAUUAAAAAACUUUACGAUUAAUCAAUCUUCAUCUUCCUCAUCACUUGUAUCGCUUACCUACAAAAUAUAAACUCAAAUUACAAAAUCUGUUAA